AUGUUGCUGCGGCUUCUGCUACCCCUCUGGUAUCUCCCAUCGGCCAUUGCGAUACCCUUCUUCAGUAACAAUACCAUCCCAUCCAAUCUGACCAGUGAUUGUGCGACGGCCCUUCUUACAGACGUUGAACAAUGUCCUCCCACCGUGGCUAGUUUUGCCAUUGGAUAUUACUACCCCCCCUCGGUGCUGGAAAAGGCAUGCACAAGCGCCUGCGUUACUGCUCUUCAGCAGUAUGAAGCAAGCAUUGCCACAGCUUGCACCGGGCAAACUUGGACAGCAUACGAUGAGAUAGACGGUGCACCACUGGACUUGAUUGCCAAUGUUAUGCGAUUCAACCACGAUCUUGUUUGCCUCAAGGACGCGGGUCGCUGGUGUAAUGUAGUUGCGGUUGCUGCAGCCAUGCAAUCAGAUCCAGGACAAAGCCCAAUGGGCUGGGACACUGAGCCACCAAGCGGCGUGCAAGCCUCUGGACCCUGCGAUUUGUGUUUCAUCAAGAAUCUGCAGAAGCAGGCUGGCAGUCCGUACUACGACGGACCUCAAAUUCGAGAGAGUUCCUUGUACGAGUCAAAAACAUCCAGUUGUGCUGUGACGGGCUAUCCAUUGUCUAUCUCGUCUUUACCCUUCCCACAACUUCCAGUUGCUAGUCCCACACCAACAUCAGCGGUCUGCAGUGGCGAGGAAUACGAUAUUCAGACCGGCGAUGACUGCUACAAGAUAUCCAAGUCUCAGAGCAUAGGAACAGCCUGGCUGCUUUCAGACAAUUCUCUUACUGCUUAUUGCGCCGAUUUCCCACAAAAUGGCAAAUUGUGCAUCAAGAACACAUGCAAAAUCUACACUGUACAACCUGCGGACACCUGCGAGCUCAUGGCUAGCUCUAACAACAUCACCAUCGCGCAAUUGAAAGCCUGGAAUCCGAUCAUUAACGCUGGCUGCCACAAUUUAUAUAAGAUGAACGGGACUUCUAUUUGCAUCUCCAAUCCUGGUGUAGCAUAUGUCACUCCCCCAGCUAUGCCACCUCUGGCACCAAGUACAGCCGUCAGCGCAGCACCCGUGCCCACCAAUGCGAAGGACGAAUCGAAUCGACAAUGUGGGCAGUGGUAUAACGUUGAGAGCGGAGACUAUUGCAACCUCGUGACAAUGAGAUAUGCGAUAGCAAUGGCUGAUUUCGUAUUCCUGAACCCAUCCAUCAACGCGAACUGCACCAAUCUGCUGCUAGAUAUCAGCUAUUGUGUAGCGCCAGUCGGAGACAUCAACACCUACUCUGGGCGACCUGGCUACCACACUCCCGGUCCUUCGGGACUACCGUUCACCAAAGUCACUUUUACGCCCACGAAACCUGCUACGACAACAUCCACGCCCACACAGCUGAGCCUUGCGAUUGAUACAAGAGACGAUUGUUACCAGUACUUCGACGCAUCACAGAUGGAAAGUGACAUAACAGGGACUCUGUAUCGCCACCAAUGCGAUUUGGCUGCAGACGUAUACGGCGUAGAGGUUUCCGAACUGCUCACCUGGAACCCUUCACUCGGCAACGAUACAGAAGCUCUCACUUGCAGCUUCGAACCCGGGGUUCGCUAUUGUGGAAGGUUCUAUUUCGAGCCGCCAAAGGCCGGUCCCGAAGUAGGCACAUCGUUGGAUUUCCCGAUCAGAGAAGGUUAUGACACAAACUGUACUGAGUUCAGGGAUGUGUCUAAAGGUUUUACUUGGUCAGUGCCUCUAACAACACGUCGAAAAGCUCAAGCACUCACAUAUUUUGCCAGCGAGGAUGUUCUGGCUUUGUUCGAUCUCACCUUGGCUCAAUUCUUCAAGAUGAAUCCGGCUGUAGGCUCAACUUGUGCAAAUCUUUGGACCGGUGACACACCUUUCAUUCCCUGGAAAAUUAUCGCGCAUGCUGACCGAGGAACAGAAACGGCGUACUGCGUCAAGUCGCCCAAUGCCCCACCGCCCGCUACGAGCAUUAGUCCAACCUCCGUUGCUCCUAGCAGUACAGUUGCACCGGGACCUGGGGCACCGACGCACACUGGACAGCCUGCGAACUGUGUUCGAUGGCACAUAGUCGAGAAAGGCGAUGAUUGCUCGAUUCUUGCGAAUAAAUACUUCAUCACCUUGGAGCAAUUUUAUGCCUGGAACCCCGCCGUGUCGAAUGAUUGCCGCGACAACUUUUGGCAGGGAUCGGCAUACUGUGUUGGAACUUCGGAUUCGAUCAGCGUGAGCAGAUCAGCUCUCCCACCGUCGCCUACUCCCAGUGCUUUCGUCAUCCCAUCGCCAAAUCAAGCAAACAACGCGAUCAAAGAAUGCAACAAAGUUGCUCAGGCGCAAGAAGGAGACUGGUGUGCUGUAGGUCCAUGA
This is a messenger RNA of Alternaria arborescens, 2349 nucleotides long. RefSeq lists its product as hypothetical. The coding region runs from base 1 to 2349 and encodes 782 amino acids. NCBI's taxonomy places the organism in Eukaryota, Fungi, Ascomycota, Dothideomycetes, Pleosporales, Pleosporaceae. The transcript is spliced from 7 exons. The record is from RefSeq and is a predicted model, not a curated record.